Molecule: messenger RNA, 3255 nt
Organism: Cladocopium goreaui
Lineage: Eukaryota; Dinophyceae; Suessiales; Symbiodiniaceae
Source: the annotation of a GenBank genome assembly
AUGUCACAAGGAACGAACUCCACGGUGAGCCCGUUCUUGCGCAAUUUGUUCGAUGCGUCGCUAUAUAAGCGGUCGCAGGGUCGAGUGGCGCGACAGGUUACCUUUGCCGCGGCAGCCACGAUUUUCGCUUUAGGGGCUUACUCGCUGAGUAACUCCCUGAUCGAUCAAGAGGCUCCCGUUCGGUUUGGUUUGGCUGGCUUGGUAUUGGUGGUCGGUCUCUGGAUUUCCUACCGAGCGGUGAACUGGCCUCAGUUCGCCGAUUUUCUGAUCGCCGUCGAGGCGGAGGUCAACAAGGUAACCUGGCCGACACGCAGUGUGCUGUUUCGUAGUUCAAUCGUGGUGAUCUUCGUGAUCUUGUUCCUGGCGGGUCUGCUUUUCGCAUACGACCUGUUCUGGAGCUUGGUGCUGACGAAACUUGGAAUCAUCGGCCACUUUGGGGGGAUGAAUCUCGUGUCCGACGAACAACGUAAUAGCAUCGACCAGCCGCCCACUGGCGAGGUCUCCGUGCCGCCGGCUUCGCAAGAAGCUGAUUCGGCACCGGUCGAUGAUGCCGCUGCGUCGUCGCCGGAAUCCGAUCGCCCCGCCGAAGAGGAAGUCUCGGCCGCUGAGUCCCAGUCGCCCGAGGGUGAGCCUGUAGGGGCGUCUGAUGCAGCGUCUUCGGAUGAAGGUGUCUCUGCCGAGGGCGAGUCGGAUGUGAUCGAGCCCAUGGAGACGGUGGCCGACGAAUCGUUUGCCAUCGAAGAAGAUGCUGAGAUUGCCGACGACGACACGACGACCGGCAUGAUCGAGGAAACUCCCGAGGAGGAUGACUCGGAUCAAGAGCGAGAUUGGUACAUCCUCAAAGUGCAAAGCAAUCGGGAAGACUCGAUUCGCGAUGGCCUGAUGCGUCGCGUGAAAAUCGCCGGUCUCGAGCGGUACUUUGGCGAAGCGAUCGUGCCGAUCGAAAUGGUCACCGAGUUUAAGGGCGGAAAAAAGCGGGUGGUGAAGCGGAAGCUUUAUCCCGGCUACAUCGUCGUGAACAUGGUGAUCAACGACGAAACGUGGUUCUUGGUUCGCGAGACCCCGGGCAUUGGUGAUUUCACCGGUUCGGCGGGCAAGCCAAGUCCGAUGCUCCCGCAGGAAGUGGCCCGCAUCGUUCAGAAGGCCGAGGAGAAGGACGACGACGCACCGAAGUUGAAGAUUGGCUUCAGCGUUGGCGACCGGGUGAAGAUCAACGAAGGCACGUUCGAGAACUUCGAUGGCGAAGUCGAGGGGAUCGACGAGGCGAAUGGUCGCGUGACGGUCAUGAUCAACAUCUUCGGCCGCUCAACUCCAGUUGAGUUGGAGUACUGGCAGAUCGAGGCCACGCCUGCUCCUCCGGUGGGUACUUCGUUGGGUAAGCAUGGAAUCAACCUCGGGCAAUUCGUGCAGCAGUUUAACGACCGCACGAAGGAAGCCCGAGGAACCCCGAUUCCGGUGGUGGUCAACGUAUACAACGAUCGCAGCUUCGACUUUGUGACGAAGAGUGCUCCGGCGGCCGCUUUGUUGAAGCAGGCUGCAGGAAUCGUGAAGGGUUCCGGGGUGCCGAACAAAGAUAAGGUCGGCAGUGUUACUGCCGCACAGAUCGAAGAGAUCGUGAAGACCAAGAUGGAAGAUCUGAACGCCAUGGAUGUCGAGCACGCAAAGCGAAUGAUCGAAGGUACAGCCCGCAGUAUGGGGCUCAAGACGGCGGACAAGACGCCGGUGCCUUUGGCCGAAGCCGUCGAAAAAGUGAAGUCGUUCGAUAACACGAAGUUCGACCAAACGGUCGAAGUGGCGAUGCGACUGGGAAUCGACCCCAAGCAGGCCGACCAACUGGUCCGCGGCUCGGUGGUCUUGCCCCACGGCAUCGGCAAAACGCUCCGCGUGGUGGUGUUCGCCAAGGGCGACAAAGCCACCGAAGCCAAAGAAGCCGGUGCCGACGAGGUCGGGGCCGAUGAUUUGGCCAAGAAAAUCAAGGACGGCUGGACUGAGUUCGACGUGUGUAUCGCCUCGCCCGACAUGAUGGGUGUGGUGGGUCCGCUCGGUCGGGUGUUGGGUCCCCGAGGGUUGAUGCCUUCGCCGCGGGCCGGCACCGUUACGCCUGACAUCGCGAAGACGAUCGAAGAGUACAAGGCCGGUAAGGUUGAGUUCCGCAACGACAAAGAUGGCAACGUUCACGGCGUGGUUGGCAAGCUGAGCUUCGAUCAGCAGAAGCUCGCCGAAAACGUCGAGGCCUUCAUCAACUACGUUACGGGCCUGAAGCCGAACACGGUCAAAGGUGCUUACAUUAAGGGAAUCGCCAUCAGCGCCACGAUGAGCCCUGGCGUGCGAGUGGCGGUCGAGGGUGUAGAAGCCAACGCCAACAACCGUCUGCGUACCGAGCUGCAGAACAAGAACAUCAACCUGUUGGUCGUAAAGAACAGCCUCGCAGCUCGGGCCACCGAAGGCACCGCACUGUCGACGGCGUUCGAAGGCCUGUCUGGCCCAGCGGCCAUUGUUUGGGGCGGCGAAGACAUUGUCUCGCUCGCGAAAGAAAUCUCCCGCCUCGCGAAGGACGACCAAUACAAGCCCUUCGAGACGCGUGGUGGCGUCAUGGAUGGUGAAGUCCUUUCGCCCGAGGAUGUGGUGAAGGUAAGUAAAUGGCCCUCGCGUGAGGAGCAGCUCAGUAUUGUGUCUGGGCAAAUUCUCUCGGUUGGGUCCACGUUAUGCGGCCAGCUCGGCAGCGUCGGCGGCGCAUUGGCCAGUCAGAUCCAACAAAAGGCCGAGGGCGAGGAGCUGCCCGCAAGCGAUCCUGCCACCACAGCGGCGACAGUUUUGAGAAAGGAACUAGUAUCCAUGGCGACAGACGCCCCCACCCAAGAGUAUUCGUCGGACACCCAGCAACUGGGCGACAAGAUUGUUGAACUCACUCUGAAGCAAGCCAAAGAGCUGAGCGAUUACCUCGAAAACGUUCACGGCAUCAAGCCUGCCGCGGGCGGAGCCGUGAUGGUGGCUCCCGGCGGUGGCGGUGGUGACGCCGGUGGUGGCGAAGGUGCUGCCGAGAAGACCGAGUUCGACGUCAUUCUGGAAGGCUUUGGCGACAAGAAGAUCGGCGUGAUCAAGGUCGUCCGCGGAGCCACCUCGCUGGGUCUGAAGGAGGCCAAGGAAUUGGUCGAAGGUGCUCCCAGCCCAAUCAAGGAAGGUCUCUCGAAGGAAGAUGCUGAGAAGCUUAAGGCAGAGCUUGAAGAAGCCGGUGCCACGGUCUCGAUUAAGUAG